Doryrhamphus excisus (bluestripe pipefish) is the source of this 4542-nucleotide messenger RNA. RefSeq names its product cGMP-dependent protein kinase 1. The record is from RefSeq and is a predicted model, not a curated record. Gene Ontology annotation, molecular function: cGMP-dependent protein kinase activity; ATP binding. Gene Ontology annotation, biological process: protein phosphorylation. NCBI's taxonomy places the organism in Eukaryota, Metazoa, Chordata, Actinopteri, Syngnathiformes, Syngnathidae.
UCCGGCGGUCGCUGAUCGGUUGAGGAGCAGCUCGCCGGGCCGAUCCUACCGAGUGGAGGCGGCCAGAGGAGGAGUGAAGGACGGGAGCCUUGGGGGGAUUUUCCACGCGGAGCAUCGCCACCCCGCCUGCGCGUUCGUGUCGGCGUCCGUCCGUGUGGAGCCUUCUGGGAGGAGGGGCAAACAAAGCCGAGGAAAAAGUUGUGAAGAAGCCAGCAUGGGUGAGCUGGAGGAGGACUUCGCCAAGGUCCUGCUGCUCAAAGAGGAGAGGAUCCGGGACUUGGAGCGGCGCCUGUCGGACCGGGAGGAGGAGAUCCAGGAGCUGAAGAGGAAGCUUCACAAAUGUCAGUCGGUUCUUCCCAGCGCACAACUUAUCGGGCCGAGGACCCGGCGGGCUCAGGGCAUCUCGGCCGAACCGCAGACCCACCAGGACCUGUCGAGACAGACCUUCCGGAAAUAUGCCAAGUCAGACCGGUCCAAAGAUCUGAUCAAAGAGGCCAUCCUAGACAAUGACUUCAUGAAGAACCUGGAGCUGUCGCAGAUCCAAGAGAUCGUGGACUGCAUGUAUCCGGUGGAGUACGGGAAGGACAGUUGCAUCAUCAAGGAGGGCGAUGUGGGCUCGCUGGUCUACGUCAUGGAAGACGGGAAGGUGGAGGUGACCAAGGAGAGCCUGAAGCUGUGCACCAUGGGCCCCGGGAAGGUCUUUGGAGAGCUGGCCAUCCUCUACAACUGUACCAGGACCGCUACUGUCAAAACGCUGACAAACGUGAAGCUGUGGGCCAUCGACCGCCAAUGCUUCCAGACCAUCAUGAUGAGGACGGGCCUCAUCAAGCACACGGAGUACAUGGAGUUCUUAAAAAGCGUCCCCACCUUCCACAGCCUGCAGGAGGACAUCCUCAGCAAGCUGGCCGACGUCCUUGAGGAGACCCACUACGAGGACGGCGAGUACAUCAUCCGACAGGGGGCCAGAGGAGACACCUUCUUCAUCAUCAGUAAAGGAAAGGUGGACGUGACCAGGGAGGACCCCCCCAACGGCGAGCCCGUCUACCUGCGCAGCCUCGGGAAAGGAGACUGGUUCGGAGAGAAGGCCCUGCAAGGGGAGGACAUCCGGACAGCCAACGUCAUCGCAGCCGAGGCGGUCACCUGCCUGGUCAUCGAUCGAGACUCAUUCAAGCACCUGAUUGGAGGCUUGGAGGACGUGUCCAGCAAAGGCCACGAGGACGUUGAAGCCAAAGCCAAGUAUGAAGCCGAGAACGCCUUUUUCUUCAAUCUCAACCUGGCCGACUUCAACAUCAUCGACACCCUGGGGGUGGGCGGCUUUGGACGCGUGGAGCUGGUCCAGCUCAAGAGUGAGGAGGAAAAGACCUUCGCCAUGAAGAUCCUGAAGAAGCGGCACAUUGUGGACACCAGGCAGCAGGAGCACAUCCGCUCGGAAAAGCUCAUCAUGCAGGAGGCCCACUCGGACUUCAUUGUCAGACUCUAUCGGACGUUCAAGGACAGCAAGUACCUCUACAUGCUGAUGGAAGCUUGUCUUGGAGGAGAACUGUGGACCAUUCUUCGAGACAGAGGUUCUUUUGAGGACUCCACCACCAGGUUUUAUACAGGAUGCGUGGUGGAGGCCUUCGCCUACCUGCACUCCAAAGGCAUCAUCUACAGAGACCUCAAACCAGAGAACUUGAUCCUGGACCACCGGGGCUACGCCAAGCUGGUGGACUUUGGUUUUGCCAAGAAGAUCGGCUUCGGCAAGAAAACGUGGACUUUCUGCGGCACGCCCGAGUACGUUGCCCCGGAGAUCAUCCUGAACAAAGGCCACGACAUCUCCGCCGACUACUGGUCGCUGGGAAUCCUCAUGUUUGAGCUCCUCACUGGCAGCCCCCCCUUCUCUGGCCCCGAUCCCAUGAAAACCUACAACAUCAUCCUGAGGGGCAUCGACAUGAUCGAAUUCCCAAAGAAAAUUACCAAAAACGCCGCCAACCUCAUCAAAAAGCUAUGCAGGGAUAAUCCUUCCGAACGACUGGGAAACUUGAAAAAUGGUGUCAAGGACAUCCAAAAGCACAAGUGGUUUGAGGGCUUUAACUGGGAGGGCUUGAAGAAGGGGACGUUGACGCCUCCCAUCGUCCCCAACGUGACAUCGGCCGUCGACACCAGUAACUUUGACAGCUUCCCAGAGGACAACGAGGACCCGCCCCCCGAUGACAACUCCGGUUGGGACGUAGACUUCUGAAGUCCCCGCGGGAGCAAAAGGAACUCUUGCUUGUGGGAAGCGGAGACGGACGUUUAGAAGGUUUACAAGGUCUAGAAGGUUUAGAAGGUUUAGAAGGAGGACGGAUGGAACGCCCUGACGCGGCUCACCGAUAGAUGCCUUUAUUUCACUGUGGCUCCUCCCCCCACCCCUGGAUCAAGCAUUUCUAGCGGGACAGCUGUAGCACAUGUUCAAGUGUCGUCUUACACUCGGCUCAAAGGCGGAGAACGUGCAGGGAUACACACACGCGCACACGCACACACACACGCACACACACACACACACACAUACGCACACACACACACACACAGUGAAAAAGAUGAGUGAUGACAGAGCCAAACUCCCCACGGGAAUGUUUCGUGUUACGUCUUCUUCUUCCGGUCUUUUUUAUGUUUGGGAGUAAAAACGUGAACGUCGGCGUCCUUUUCAUCUGCUGGCUUUCUACUAAGUGCUCUCGACUAACCCGAAUGUCGCCUCCUACAUUUCACAAUAAAAGCACAAACUAAGUGCCCUGUUUGACCACACGUGCGUAUUAACGUGAUGCACCCGCGCUCGUACUUAGCGUCAUCGUUAUUAGCGUUAUUAGCGUUAUUAGCAUUAUUAGCGUUCAUAGCAUUUCUAUUACUCUUACUCUUGAAGAGAAGCCUGCGUUCACACUGACCCUAACUUAACUUAACCUAACCUGACCUCAACCCUCAACCUAACUUGACCUAACCUGACCUCAACCCUCAACCUAACUUGACCUAACCUGACUUAACCUCAACCUAACUUGACCUAAUCCCAAACCUAAACCUAACUUAACCCAACCCCAACUUAACCCUAACUUAACCUAACCCCAACUUAACCCUAACUUAACCUAACCUGACCUCAACCCUCAACCUAACUUGACUUAACCUGACUUAACCUCAACCUAACUUGACCUAAUCCCAAACCUAAACCUAACUUAACCUAACCCCAACCCCAAGCCUAACCCCUAAGCCCUAACAAAGGGCCUCGCUUACCAAUCUCUCUCAAAGAGAGAAAGCUUUUUGCCUUUGCCGUCAGGAGAUGAUGACCGUGUGAACACCUGAGACUAAACCACAUUGAGUCCAGAUCUUCAGCAACAUGUGACCUUUUAAAGGCUGCCAUCUUCUACUUUUACUAACAGCCUGUUUCACUCCACGCUUCUUCCUUCUGCGGUCCCAUCGUGUCUCUAAAAGUUCUUUGAGAAGCUUUUGGAAGAUGCUCAGAAGGAAGGAGAAGGUGGACGAAGCUUUGGAAGGUGGAGUUGCCUCGUGUUGGUCACAUGACAAAGCACGCCUACUAUCCAAUCAGAAGCGUGAACGCAGCCCGGUAUCGAUAACGCCACAUCAGAAGGCCUUCAACACAUCACGCGGAUGCCUCUUCCUCGCCGUCCAUCGUCAUCAUCACCAUCAUCAUCGUCGAUGGUGCUCUUAUUCGCUCCUCACGCGACAGACGCCCAUUUCUGCUUUGUUCCUCGUGGAUAUGAAUAAACAUUCAUAUUUAGUAUUUGUAUUUUUGGACUACUCAGUGCUGACGUGAAAGCUUGGAUGCGUGGAAAAGACUUUUGGAGCGCAGACGGGCGCCCCCAUCCCUCAUCUUCAUGACCACCAAUCACAAGCUAAGGAAGUGCCUUAAGUCAACGGCAUAGAAGAAAGGAAGAUGAUUGGCACCGGGCCUUUUUGAUGCUGCAUGAACACACACACACACACACACACACACACACACACACACACACACACACACACACACUCUCAGAUGGCUGCAUCCUGACCACGACUCCACAGCACCCCUGGCGGCCGUCCACUGCAAUGACCUGCUUUGUCACAUCCAAAGCAAGGCGGGAAUGAUUUGCGGGUGUCGGCAUCCUUCUUUUCAUUUCAACAUUUGAGGUCAUCCCUUCUCUUCCCAUCCCAUCCCAUCCCUUCCCAUUCCAUCCCAACCCUUCCCAUCCCUUCCCAUCGGUUGGUGAAGAAAUAGAGGACAUCUGUAGGGUUAUUAUGGUUAUUAUGAUUAUUAUGAUUAAUAUUGGCAUGAGCUUUGUGAAGGCAAGCUGUGUUUUCAGUCCAACAGCCAAGGUUAUUGUCAAGGUCAUCUGUCUUCACAGCAAAGCUAGUUUGGUUUAUUAGUGCUGGUUUUAAGUCGUCACAAGCCAGGUUGUUGUUUUGUUGAUGCUGCUUGACCAAACCGGCUUUCUUAGUUCUACACUUCUUGUUGCCGGGUGUUGUGUUGCUUUUCUUGCUGUAUUCCACUUUUGCCGAGUGCCACAUGUUUGUUUUUUGGGAUUAUCCAGUAAAAAUGAA